AACUCUUUAUCUAGGCUAGUGAUGUCAAAGUGGAAUUUGAUAUUAUCAGCUUAAAAGGAAUCUGCGCACUAUAGAGAAACCAUGAAAAGACACCAUGCUGUUGCUUUACUCUUCCUCAUGCAACUAUACUAUGGUGAAAAUUGUCCUGAAGAAUGCCAGUGCUUCUCAGCUACAAAGGUCAUUUGUUCGGAGGAAAAGAUGACUGUUUUACCUAUGAACAUCUCUGCCCAAGUGAAAGAAUUAAUUGUUGUGGCAUCUGGGGUCACACAUUUGAAAAUUAGUUCUUUUAGAGAAAACCUCAAACUUACUAAGCUGGUUAUUCUCAACAGUUGCUUAAAAGAGGUUUCGUCGAAGGCUUUUGACCACCUGGUUGAGCUACAGGAGCUUGAAAUCAGUGGAAACAAGUUGUUAACCUUUGAAUUGCAGACCUUCAACAAGUUGACUAACCUUGCAAGGCUUUUUCUCAACAACAAUAAGAUAACUGUUCUGCCCAGUGUAAUGUUUAACUCAUUACAAAAUCUGGAAACAUUGCAGUUGAGAGGGAAUCAAUUAUCAUAUUUGCCAAAUCUACUCCUUCGAAAUAUGCACAAACUUCAGGAACUUGACCUGUCUUUCAACAACAUAAGCUUUCUGUCCAGGGAUGUUUUUCAGAACAACUCUCUCUUGAGAGUGUUUUCAAUGCAGGGAAACAUGAUUACAGACCUUCCUCUAGAAAUCUUUGCACAUCUCAAUAGUUUGGAAGAACUGAAUUUGCAAAACAAUAAAAUAACUAAACUGGAUCAUGAAAUUUUCCCAACCACUCUCCGGAAACUCAUCCUUAAAAAUAAUAGACUGGUCCAGCUCUCCUCUGGGGUUUUUCACAAACUAAAACUGCUUUCAUAUCUGGACUUAUCUCAGAAUCAUCUCUCGGAGCUCACUGUGGACCUCUUUCACAAUCUCAUAUCACUGAAAAAUCUGGACCUGUCGGAGAACCAGAUUGUUUCAUUACCUAGUACUGUCUUCAAAGGACUUGUCGGUGUAAAAACAAUCAAUUUGCAUAAAAAUAACCUGAGCAUGCUAGAAGAGAGCUUGUUUAGGGAUCAGCAAGUAAUGGAAAAGUUGUACUUAUCCAUGAACAACCUGCAAAAUAUACCAAAUGGCUUCUUUGAUUACCUUGAUUUUCAAUGCAUAGUUCAACUCCAUGGAAAUCCCUGGCGUUGUGACUGUGAAAUACAAUAUUUAUUUGACUGGCUGAGGUAUAACAACAACAACGUGGAAGAUUUGAUUAGAAUUUACUGCAAUUACCCUGAAUUUAUUAGAGGCCACAAUCUGGUCUCUAUGGACAAGGAAAUGCUUGUGUGUUUGAAAAAUUUAAGUUCUGAGUUGCAAGGCUCCACUGCCCCUAUUGCCCAAAGUGUUUUUAAGAUACCCUUUAACAAUUACAACACAAAUCAGUGCUCCCUUCAAGAAUUUAAAGGUGCAACAUCUAUCCAGUGUAAAGUCACUAAAUGCACCAGCUUGAAGUUUCAGGCUGUUUUUGAACCCAUGAAUAGAAAUGAAUCUGAAUAUAUUGUGAGCACAGAAUGGUCAGCACCCGGAGGAUGUUUUAAUGAGACCCUUUAGAAAGAAAAAAGAACAUUUCAGACAAACAGUAGUUUUGUAAGAUUCUAAAUUAAACAGCCUUCCUUGUGAAAAUUAACCAUGUUUUUACUUUUACUACAAAAAAAUAUCGUAGUUAAACUAUACAGUAAAUAGACAAAUGAAACCAUGUUUAUAAUUAAAAAUUUAUAUGUAGUAAUCAAUACAGCAAGGAAUACUUUUUUACAUUUACCAAAAUUAUAACUAAAUUUGUGUAUUUUUUGUAAGGGAUUAACAGAAAAAAAACUCACAUCAUGUGAUUAAAUAUCGUCCAAAUUGGUGCUUUUAGUGUUGUUUGCAGAAAAAAUUACAAUGAAUUUUCAUGUAAAUCUGCAACAUUCUAACAGACUGCUGCAGAGGAAAAAUAUAGUGUCCUUGGCAGUAUGAUCAAAACAGUCAAUGAAAGUUUUGAUAAGAGAGGUGAAUGAACUUCAGUGGUGGUCGAAGUACAUUCAUAAGAGCAACAUGUUGUUUGAACAACUGACUGAUUAAUGAAAGUACACAAAAAAUAAAACGCUUUGAAUGUUUUUAAUUAUUAUGUGGGUGAAAUAACCUUGACCUAAUAUUAUCUUGUUUCCAUUGUUAGUAUUGUUAAAACUAAGUAAGUAAUAUGUGUGAAAUGUAAAAAAAUAAAUAUUAUUUAAACUGGCA
This is a messenger RNA of Triplophysa dalaica, 2268 nucleotides long. Its product is annotated as carboxypeptidase N subunit 2. The coding region runs from base 82 to 1602 and encodes 506 amino acids. The record is from RefSeq and is a predicted model, not a curated record. Gene Ontology annotation, cellular component: extracellular matrix. Gene Ontology annotation, molecular function: protein binding. Lineage: Eukaryota; Metazoa; Chordata; Actinopteri; Cypriniformes; Nemacheilidae. The transcript has 2 exons.